Molecule: messenger RNA, 3511 nt
Organism: Morone saxatilis (striped sea-bass)
Lineage: Eukaryota; Metazoa; Chordata; Actinopteri; Moronidae
Gene: runx1
Product: RUNX family transcription factor 1
Exons: 7
Coding region: 550-1713 (387 amino acids)
Biological process (GO): regulation of transcription by RNA polymerase II; neuron differentiation; hemopoiesis
Cellular component (GO): nucleus
Molecular function (GO): RNA polymerase II cis-regulatory region sequence-specific DNA binding; ATP binding; DNA-binding transcription factor activity, RNA polymerase II-specific
Source: RefSeq, a predicted model, not a curated record
CUAAGAGGGGAGGGGAGAGAGACAUAGCCGGGGAGCAGAGAGGGAGCGCGGCUCGUAUGUGUCGGUGUAUUCGGUACAGGCUUUUAAAAGCAGGAUGAAAGGAGAUUUAAAGUAAAACACUUCAGAUUUACUUUCCCUUUGUCUGCCUGUUUUGACCACUUUUGAUGCCAAACGUGUGGAAGCUUAAUUUCAGUUGCGAGGAGACAGAAGGAGCUUUCCAAAAAUCCAUCACAAGUCUCGCACUGACUUCUAUUCCGAAAGGUAGAAACACACAGUUUUUGUGUUUUUGCCCAAGUGUUGGAAAUCUGCUUUGGACAUCGUUUUGUUGUGGGCUUUUACGCACAAAGGCUGAAACCCGGCGCGUCUGGACGAGAUAAAGCACCGCAACUGGGCCACUUUCUACGGAGAGAUAAGAAGAAGUCCACAACGUGACAAGCUGUCGACGAAUGAACAGAAACACAUCUGUUUAUUGAUUUUCAAGACGAAAUCGGGAGGUUUAUAGUAAAGAUCGGGGAAGUUGAGUAUCUGUGGGCGCACUGUGGCGCACAAAUGGUGUUCCUGUGGGACGCAAAAUACGACCCAGCCCCCGGCCGGCGUUACACCCCCCCCUCCACCACCCUCGGCUCGGGGGGGAAGAUGGCCGAGGCCCUGCCCCUGGUGGUUGCCCUGGGCGACAUUCCUGAUGGGACCCUGGUGACAGUGAUGGCGGGAAACGAUGAGAACUACUCAGCUGAGCUUCGAAAUGCCACGGCCGCCAUCAAGAACCAAGUGGCCAGAUUCAACGACCUGCGCUUUGUUGGCCGCAGUGGAAGAGGAAAGAGUUUCACUCUGACCAUCACAGUGUUCACCAACCCUCCUCAGGUGGCCACGUACCAGAGAGCCAUUAAAAUCACAGUGGACGGUCCUAGGGAGCCACGGCACCACCACCACCACCACCAUCAAACCUCCGCCAACGCCCGCCAGUCUGCAGCACUCAACUCUGCCACCUUCUCCAGCCCCACACAAACUCAGAUAACUGCUGAUUCCAGACAGAUGCAGUCGUCUCCAUCUUGGUCCUACGACCAAUCAUAUCCCUACCUUGGCCAAAUAACGCCCACCGUCCAUACAGCCAAUCCCCUUUCGCCUGGUCGAUCCACGCUCAGUGACCUGUCCUCACGACUCACAGGUCCUGACCUCACAGCCUUCAGUGACCCCAGGAUGACCUUAGAACGACCUUUCACCUCCCUCCCCUCCUUGCCUGACUCUCGCUUUACCGACCCCAGGGUCCACUACCCUACCACAGCGGCCGCCUUCACCUACGCCCCCUCUCACAACCCCGUCUCCAAUGGCGCCCUUGGCAUCACCAUGGCGACGGCCAUGGCAACUACGCCGGCGGGGAGGUACCACACCUAUCUGCCCCCCCCCUACCCGGCGAACACCCCCCACCAGCCUCAGAACGGGCCCUUCCAGUCCACCUCCUCGCCAUAUCACCUGUACUACUCCACUGCCGCCGGGUCUUACCAGUUCUCCAUGAUGGCGGGGGGAGGAGGAGGCAGUGACUCGCGCUCCCCGCCGAGGAUCCUGCCACCGUGCACCAACGCCUCCACAGGCUCAUCCCUCCUGCACCCCUCUUUGCCCAAUCAGAAUGAAGGAGUGGGUGUGGAGGUGGAGUCCAGCCACAGUAGCUCCCCGACAAACAUGGCAGCAGCUGAAGCUGUCUGGAGACCUUACUGAAGCAACCAAGGUGGUAGAGGACACUGUGGGUGCACUCAUUUAAGGUGACUGCCUGGUCAUGUAAUGGCGCACACUGAAGACAAAACCCACCAAUCCAAAAUAAGAUAAGUGAACUACAACCUGAAUCUCAGUGAAAGGAUGAGGAAAGUCUGGUGUUAUUCUAUAUUUUGUUCUCAAAAAAGACCCAAACCAACAAUGUGAAGAUGUAAAUCUUUAAAAAGACACAUCAUUUCCUGAAACAUCUGGUCAGUGUAGUUUUCAUCAAACGUUAAUUAAACAGGAGAAGGGCACUAUUUUCAGCGGCAUAUUAAUCCACAUUUGGUGAUCUAGUGAGUCUUUGUGACAGCAGGAUGGUGUGUGUGUGAUCGAGUCAAAAUAAACUACAUCAUUUGUGUUCACAUUAAUGAGGGAACAUGUCACAUUGUGCAACAUCGAUGUGUUUUUAAUACUUUUUGGACAACAAUGGAGUGCUUUGGCUUAGAGGAAUAAGAUAUAUAUACACACACACUGUACUUGUUAGUAGUUACAUUUAUUGUUGGUUUUGGUCUGCACAUGGGAUUUGCUGACAAUAAAAUGACUUAUUCUUCAACAUUAUUAUUAUUAUUACAUAUUGCCCCUAAAUUUCCUUCUUGGACAUGUUGGGUCAAAGGGUUCCAUCCAACUAUGGAUGCAGUUUCUACUAAUGUUCCUUUGAAUUGUUCAGUCAUAAUAGGUUUUCUAAUUUUUGGAUAAACACCACCCAGUAACGUUCGUCAUUACUUGACCAGGAACCUGAUAAGUGCGCCCAGAUUAAAACUGUCUACUGACAAACAAUGUUGGCCAAUGAAAAACAAGUUGAAUGACUGACAGGUGCAUUAGUCAACAGGCAGCAGUGAGUGGACGUCCCUGUCUCACUCUCAGGACACAGAAAAGGACUUCAGAGAAAAGCUUCUAUUAAAUGAAGGACAAACAGAGAGAAGCAGGAGAGUAUUUUGGUUUUACACUGACAAAGUGCAUGCAACAGCACUGGACUGAUCUCAAUCCACCUUCCUUUGUAAAAUAACUGCUUCCUCAUAAAUGUUGUUGGUGUUGUGAAUAGAUGAUUUACUCAUGCCAAAAAUUGUGAUGGCCUGUUUGUGUUUACCUUCAUCUACCAUUGUUUCACUCCCCCGUGAUUUUACCACUCCUCGCUCAUUCUUGGGUGCCAUUUUUAAAAAAACUAAUCCCUAAAAUAAAAAAACUAAUGUUUUUAUGGCCCCUGAGGAAUAUUUCGCCAAAAAGUCACCUCUAACGUUGACUUCACUGCAGACUGCAUUCUUUAUGCUCAUCUUUUAAAAUGAUUAAACAUCUUCAUUUUACACUAGUUGAGCCGGUCAAUUGAUUAUAGACUGGAUUCUAAUGAGACAUCUUGCUCAGAUUUCUACAUUAACACAGAAGAAAAUGUCUAUAGUGAGGUCUAAAUUACACAGAAUAUUGGUUUUGAGAUGAAAAUGCUAAAAUCUAAAGAUUGUCUACCAUCAGCAGCUUUACUAUGAUGAUUUAUUCCCCUUUCUUUUAAAUUUUGACUUAUUUUCUCACCCCACUGAGACAAAUUAGAGCAUGGAGUUUUGUUAAAUACUUUAAUUUAUUCCUACAAUACCAUUUUUGGUAGCAUUUCACUUGUAUGUGUGUGUAUGUGUGUAUGUGUGUGAGUGUGUGUCACAUUUACCCGUGAUCCACUGUCGAUUUGUACUGUAUAUAUCCGUGGCUGUAAAUGACACCUGCAUUUGAUCAUGUUUUCAUCACCCCUCUCUCUCUCUCUCUCUCUCACACACACACA